This is a messenger RNA of Ceratotherium simum simum (southern white rhinoceros), 1007 nucleotides long. The record is from RefSeq and is a predicted model, not a curated record. Lineage: Eukaryota; Metazoa; Chordata; Mammalia; Perissodactyla; Rhinocerotidae.
AUGCCCACCCACUAUACUAACUCUGUGUGUCGGGACCUGCCAGGGAACAGAGAGGAGGAGGAUGAGGAUGAUGACGAUUACGAGAACAUGGCGCCAUCCUACAAGGACCUUCCUCCUAAGCCAGCUUCGAUGGCUCCACCGAGACCUCCAAGGGCAGGAAAGAAAACAGAGAAUCCCCCACGUCCCUGCAAACCCCCAAAGGUCACAGGCCUGGACCUCACCCCUGUCACCUUCACGUCCCCUCAACUGGGCAGUGAUCUGGAGCAUCCUCCAUUCCAGCCAUCCCUAGCCACCCCAGCCGCAGCAACUCCCGUGCCUUGGCUCAGUCAGAAGUCCGGGGGUCCCGGGUGCCACCAGGAGGAGAGACUGAUGGUGUACCUGUGUCUGCUGGUGGUGGUGUCGCUGCUCCUGGGCUGCACUGGGUUGGCUGUGACCUUGAUUAAGUACCAGGAGGUGGUGGAAGAACUGAGGAUGUUAACCUUUCAGCAGAUGGCCUGGCGAGCAAAUGUGACUGGAAUGGCAGGGCUAGCUGGCCUGAAGAAGGACAUUGACCACAUAAGAGCUAACACCAACCAGUCCCUGGCGGAGCUUCGGGGCUUAUUAGACUGCAGCAGGGUCACCUGUCCUGAGGGCUGGCUCCCCUUCGAGGGCAAGUGUUACUACUUCUCUCCGAGCACCAAGCCAUGGGAUGAAGCCCGGACGUUCUGCCAGGAGAAUUACUCUCACUUGGUCAUCAUCAGUAGCUUCGCUGAGCAGAACUUUGUCACCAAGGCUCAUGGCUCUCCGCGGGUGUAUUGGCUGGGGCUGAAUGACAGGGACCGUGAAGGGGACUGGAGGUGGCUGGAUGGAUCACCCGUCACUUUGAGCUUCUGGGACCCGGAGGAGCCUAACAACAUGCAUGACGAGGACUGUGCCAGCAUGAACAAAGGGGGCACCUGGAAUGACCUCUCCUGCGACAAAACCACGUACUGGAUCUGUGAGCGGAAGUGUUCCUGUUGAAGCCCAGG